ACAUUGGAUCUUUUUUUCACUCUCUCUAUCUCUCACUGGUCUUAUUUAUCUAUAAUGACUCAAUACGCCCAUUUGCUUUCGACGAAUUACAAAAGAAUUAUUAGCGAAUAUCUCGAAGAAGACGUUCCGUCGUUCGACUAUGGAGGCUACGUUGUAGGCGAAGAUGAACAGGUGGCUAUCUUGUACUGCAAAGCUGAAGGUGUCCUUGCAGGUGUGCCUUUCUUUGACGAAGUGUUCCGCCAGUUGGACUGCCGUGUUGAAUGGUCGGCCAAGGAAGGCGAUUGGAUUAAGCCUGAAGGCAAACAAGAGAUUGGUCGAGUUUAUGGCAAGGCACGUCAUAUUUUGCUCGGUGAACGUACGGCUUUGAAUAUUAUCUCUCGCUGCAGUGGUAUUGCCUUGAGCAUCCUUGCUGACAGUUGCCAUAACCACCUGACGUGUAGAGCACGUAACGUAUCCGAGUUACAAAAGGCCAAGGGCUUUGAAGGUGUUAUUGCUGCCACACGUAAAACCACGCCAGGCUUCCGACUGGUUGAAAAGUACGGCGUGCUAGUCGGAGGACUUGAUACGCAUCGCAUGGAUUUGUCGUCCAUGGUCAUGCUCAAGGACAACCACAUCUGGGCGUCAGGGUCAAUUACGGAGGCUGUCAAGAAUGCUCGCAAAGUAUGUGGAUUUGCACUCAAGAUCGAAGUCGAGUGCCAGUCGGAGGAGGAGGCGGAUGAAGCCAUUGCUGCCGGUGCAGAUGUCGUCAUGUUGGACAACUUUAGUGGCGAAGGCUUGAAGGCUGCAGCCAAAAGCAUCAAGGAACGUUGGGGUGCAAAGGGCAAGAAUCACUUUUUGAUUGAAAGCAGCGGAGGCAUCACCUACGAGACGUGUGCCAACUACUUCUGUAAAGACAUUGACGUUCUGAGCAUGAGCACGAUCACCCAAGGCGUUCCCCAUGUUGACUUUUCGUUAAAGAUCAGCCCUAAAAAUUAAUAGCCAUUUUUUCUUUUGUGUUCUUCUUUUCUUUGUUUGUUAAGCCUAAUAAUAACAUAUAUUUAAAAAAGGAAUGGAUGAAGACUCCUAUACCCGGCUGUUAAGUGCACCAUGGAACUGUGUAAAAGCAAACGACGACAAUGUCUAUUAUCUGAAAUACCAUACGGACAAUACCGGUUAUCGUUUACUGGUCACCGAUCUACGACGUGUGUGGUACGAUG
Zychaea mexicana is the source of this 1196-nucleotide messenger RNA. Its product is annotated as Quinolinate phosphoribosyl transferase. The transcript is spliced from 6 exons. Gene Ontology annotation, biological process: quinolinate catabolic process; NAD+ biosynthetic process. Bases 55 to 975 code for a protein of 306 amino acids. NCBI's taxonomy places the organism in Eukaryota, Fungi, Mucoromycota, Mucoromycetes, Mucorales, Lichtheimiaceae. Gene Ontology annotation, cellular component: cytoplasm. Gene Ontology annotation, molecular function: nicotinate-nucleotide diphosphorylase (carboxylating) activity. The record is from RefSeq and is a predicted model, not a curated record.